UUUUCCCCUUAAUCUCUAUUGUUUAUUCGGUUUGAAAUUUCUUCAGGGUUUUCUUUUUUCUCCAUGGUUCACACUGGUUGUGUUCACACCAUAUCCAGAUAAAUCUUUUUCUGGGUUUUCCUUAAUAUGGAAGGAAGCCAUCAUCGGCGUCAUCAUCUUCAACAGAAGCCUGUGAGUGCUAACGUUGAAGCUUCUGAUAGGUUUCCUCAAUGGAGUGUUCAAGAGACAAGGGAUUUUUUAGCAUUCAGAGCAGAGCUGGAUCAGAGUUUCAUGGAGACGAAGAGGAACAAGCUGCUCUGGGAAGUUAUCUCUACACGGAUGAGGGAAAACGGCUAUAAUCGGAGCGCUGAACAGUGCAAGUGCAAGUGGAAAAACCUCGUUACUCGAUUCAAGGCGUGUGGGACGAUAGAAUCAGAAGCUGCGAGGCAACAGUUCCUGUUUUACGACGAGUUGCGGGCUAUAUUCAUGUCGAGGAUGCAAAGUAUUCAGUGUUCGGAAAGUGAAGGAGGCGGAGGAACCGCCGCGUCGAGAAAAAGGUCGGCGUCGGCCUCGACGGUGGAGACGGGGCAGUUGUGUUCUGAUGAGGAAGAAGAUAUGGUGGAGAACGAGUUGGAUAAAAAGUAUAGUAUUAGGAAGAAGAAGAAGCAAGCGAAGACGGGUAGUACAAGCGGCGGAAACAAUAAUAAUAACAUAAAGGAGAUGUUGGAGGAUUUCAUGAGGCAACAGUUGCAGAUGGAAAUGCAAUGGAGCGAAGCUUUGGAGUCGAGGGAGAACGAGCGUCGGUCGAAGCAGAUGGAGUGGAGGCAGGCGAUGGAAGCGUUGGAGAACGAGAGGAUAAUGAUGGAGAGGCGGUGGAGGGAAAGGGAAGAGCAACGGCGGAUGAGGGAGGAAGCUAGGGCGGAGAAGAGAGAUGCUCUCAUCAAUGCACUCUUAAACAAGCUUUGAAGAGAAGGCCAAAUGUAGUGAACAAAAAGUUGAAGAAUCUCAGCUCAGCUAUGACCAGGUUCACUUUGUUUAAUUUCUCUCUUUUUUUUGCCCAUUGGGGGCUUCUUUUGCUAGAUAGUUUUCGUUAGUACUUUUUUCUUCUUCUUCAUUGCCAUUAAGAGGAAACCAUGAAAGCACCAUGAACAAAAAGGCUCUAAGGUUAUAUCUUGGUGGUAGUUGAAGAGAUUAAAACAAUCAAUCUACAGCAAUCGAUCCACAAACGAUAGUGUUGCAGGUAAUGCUUAUCGUCAAAGUGAAUAUUCUAU
Hibiscus syriacus is the source of this 1250-nucleotide messenger RNA. Its product is annotated as trihelix transcription factor GT-3b-like. The coding region runs from base 127 to 945 and encodes 272 amino acids. NCBI's taxonomy places the organism in Eukaryota, Viridiplantae, Streptophyta, Magnoliopsida, Malvales, Malvaceae. The record is from RefSeq and is a predicted model, not a curated record. The transcript is spliced from 2 exons.